UUUCGGGAUCUUAAAAUUAAGGGGGAAGAAAUUGGGGUUGGCAGGGGGGAGAACGACGACCAGCCGGCACCCAAUCGGCGGCGCCACCUCGCACCUCAGUCGCGCCCUCCUCGCCCUCGCCGUCCGCGCCGUCUCACCUUCCUCCGUCCGUUCCCUCCUCGACGGCCUCCUCUCUUCCCCCUCCGCCACGGCGCCCGACCUCACGUCACCGUCCUCUUCUGUCAGGCCAGCGUGCUCUCCGAUGACCUCGGUACUUUCGAAACAUCCCUCGACGGUCUCCUUUUCGCCUGCGUCCUCUUCAAGAACCACGUUCGUGUCUUCCAAGAUUUCACCCUUUCGAACGGUAUAAAAGCUGAUCUUGCCAUUUUGUGAGUCGGGCUCCUCAAGAUGCUUCUUUUCCAUUUGGACGAGAUUUAUCUCUCCGUUAGCCCCUUCGACUCGAUCCGUCGACGGCCUCCUCUUUGCCUGCAUCUUCUCCAAGAACUACGUUGAUGUCCCAAGAAUCUUCCACGAUUUUACCAUUUCCUACAGCACAGAGCCUAAUCUUGCCAUUUGUUGGAGCUUUCCAUGAUGUGAGGGUCGUCCAAUUCGACUUCUUGCCACAUGGUGACUUCUGACCGCCCAUAAUAAGGUUCAAAGAUCCCAUUUUCACAUGCUUGCCGUCGUCGACUGGGCUGUCUUAUCGGGUGGUGUCAAGGGAGGAUCAAAGGAUGCUAUAAACAUUAGGCAACAGCAAGCAAUAAAAGUGGUCUGCCAUUUGACUGCGUGCAUGCACCGAUCAGUCUGCAACAGCAGAGAAAGCGCAGAAGAGAAAAGUUGCUCUGACAAUCACCAGCAAGUAAGCAUGCCCGAAGAUGAGCUCAAGCCAUUAGCGGCGGUAGGCUGUGGGUCAGGUGAUGGGCACGUCAGUCAAGACACUGAUGACAAGAGAUGUGAUACGUGGAAGCCGAGAAUCCAACACAGAUUCAUCGGGCCAGUUUGACAGAGAGAUUGGCCCAUUAGGAAGUGUUAGUGAGAGGCAGGAAAGGAAGACGGGACCGGUUGGUUGCUUCCCUCUGCUUCUUUUCUUCGCUCGUGCAAUCUUUCCUUCUUACAAGUUGGUAUGUGUGUGUGGGAAUAUUCGAGCAUCUCGUCUUCCAUCAAGUCUCACUUUUUCUCUCUCAAACACACACAAGAUCGGGCAGAGGGUAGACACAGAGAUGAUGUGGCCGGCUGCAAGCGUGCAGAACUGGUGGGAUGAGAUGAACGACUCAUCCAAAUGGCAGGACGUGGUCUUCUACUUCCUCUGCGCUGCAUACUCACUCGUCUCUGCUGUUGCGCUGAUUCAAGUGGUGAGGAUUCAGCUUCGAGUCCCUGAAUAUGGUUGGACCACGCAGAAGGUCUUCCAUUUUAUGAAUUUCAUUGUGAACGGAGUGCGUGCCGUCGUCUUCGGAUUUCACAAAAAUGUUUUUCUUUUCCGGCCGAGGGUUUUCACUCUAGUGUUAUUAGACCUUCCUGGAAUAUUAUUCUUUUCUACCUACACGCUGCUAGUGCUUUUCUGGGCUGAAAUAUAUCAUCAGGCAAGGAGUCUUCCUUCAGACAAGCUGAGGAUCAUAUACAUCAUCGUUAAUUGUGGGAUAUAUGUCAUACAGGUUUGCAUAUGGAUUUAUCUGUGGAUACAUGACAAUCGGAUUGUCGAAUCAAUUGGAAGUAUCUUUGUUGCAGUGCUAUCCUUUAUAGCUGCAGUUGGUUUCAUACUAUAUGGAGGAAGGCUAUUUUGCAUGCUGAGGCAAUUCCCCAUAGAAUCCAAGGGGCGGCAGAAGAAGCUUCACGAGGUCGGAUCUGUUACAGCGAUAUGUUUCACCUGUUUCCUCGUAAGAUGCUGUGUGGUUGGCUUAUCGGCCUUCGAUACAGAUAUGUCUCUCGAUGUAUUGAAUCACCCAAUUCUUGAUCUCAUCUAUUAUACGCUGACCGAGAUACUUCCGUCGGUGCUUGUUCUAUAUAUACUACGGAAGCUGCCUCCGAGAAGAGUCUCGGGGCAGUAUCAUCCCAUCCGAUAGAGCAUGGAGUCAUCCCAAACGGACCUGUUUAGAGGUAAGGAACUCUUACCACUCUUGGGUAGGACAAUACUAGAAAUCAAUUUGCCCGACUGUUCUGACGAGUAAUUGAAUCUUGUAUAUUAAAAGUGGGAAUUGGUUCUCUCAUGAGGCUACAACUUCAUGGGAUGAUACUUGUAUUUUUCGAUGAAGUGAAUCAAGGAUUGAUACGACUCUUUUUAAUA
This is a messenger RNA of Musa acuminata AAA Group (dessert banana), 2260 nucleotides long. Its product is annotated as tobamovirus multiplication protein 1-like. The coding region runs from base 897 to 2039 and encodes 380 amino acids. Gene Ontology annotation, cellular component: plant-type vacuole membrane. The record is from RefSeq and is a predicted model, not a curated record. The transcript is spliced from 12 exons. Lineage: Eukaryota; Viridiplantae; Streptophyta; Magnoliopsida; Zingiberales; Musaceae.